GUUGUGUCUCCAUUAGCAUACUUAGGCCGACCGCAGAUACUCUCAGAGUAAGAAGCGCAUUGCCUUGGUGUCGAGAUCGCUAGCCCGUCCGCAUCACUAUGACGACGCUCGAUAUCGGCCAACAGUGCUCGUCUUGCACGUUGAUCGACUUCCUCCCUUUCACUUGCCCGACCUGUUCAUUGGUUUUCUGCAAAUCGCAUAUUCAGACGCAUCCAUGUCAUGCUGUCGCGGGACCAUCGAGAAACCCACCCAAGACCUUUCAAGUGAUUGGUCCUGGCCGAUGUGAGCGGGAUGGAUGUGAUAAGCCGACUAUCGAAGCUAUUGGAGGAGUUGGCUCCGAGCACGCUGCAGGUGAAGGUAUAGCUAGACAAGUCAGAUGUAAUGCUUGUGGUGGUGCAUUCUGUACGGCACACCGACAGCAAAAAGCACAUUCAUGUUCGGGGCCGAAAGACUAUACAGUGCGUGAAGACGCGGCUGCGAUCCGGAAAUCCAGAGCGCAAGAAGUUCUCGAGAAGACCUUUCCGGGGCAAGCUGGCAAGACGAUACCGAAGGUAGGACCCAAAGUAGACGAUACAAGGAUCAAGCCAUCUUCACCACCUCGUUUACCUCCGAGUCUUCCGCCCGCUGCCUCGGCACCGUCACCUUCGGAACCUACAGCUGAGUCUGAUCCCGGAGCCUCGUCUGGAUCAGUCAGAGUCAAGACUCGCGCCGAGAAGAUCUACGAGAUACACAUUCGAAAAAUCAAGAGUCUGGCCAAACCUCUUGACAGCCGGCAGAGAGCCUCGGAUGAAAGGAGAUUCUUUGAGUGGUGUGUCGAUCUAUCUGGCAAGGGACUAUCAGGUUGGAAGGCGACGGGCAAGUAUGAUGGCAAAGCAGAGAGAUCAUGGGCCAACUGUGAUAUACCGCUCGGUAAAGUCAUAGAUUUGCUCAUCACUCAAACGAGAACCCCUCGAGGAAUCACCUCUGACCCUUCCAAUACUCUCGGCCUUCUGUGCCUUUCAGCGCUCCCUGAUCAGCCACGUGCGAUCAUCCGAAGCGAUCUCGCUAGUCCGGUCUCCUCAAUUCCAGAUGGUUGCCUUGUAGUCCUCGUUCGAGGUUUUCCGGAAAGGGACCAUGAUGCAUGACGAGUUUCUCGAUCCCAUCCCGCGCCUGUCUCCCUCCCUCUCUCUCUCUCUCUCUCUCGCUCUCGCUCAUCAGAGAUCUGUCAUUCUUCCUUAGCCCUUUCAAAUGACAAUGCAGUGUAGUGGUGAUAUGCGAUGAUGAUACAGUGUGU
Kockovaella imperatae is the source of this 1273-nucleotide messenger RNA. RefSeq lists its product as hypothetical. The coding region runs from base 99 to 1124 and encodes 341 amino acids. The record is from RefSeq and is a predicted model, not a curated record. Gene Ontology annotation, cellular component: cytoplasm. Lineage: Eukaryota; Fungi; Basidiomycota; Tremellomycetes; Tremellales; Cuniculitremaceae. Gene Ontology annotation, molecular function: zinc ion binding. The transcript is spliced from 4 exons.